Aspergillus bombycis is the source of this 1542-nucleotide messenger RNA. RefSeq names its product mitofusin complex protein UGO1. NCBI's taxonomy places the organism in Eukaryota, Fungi, Ascomycota, Eurotiomycetes, Eurotiales, Aspergillaceae. Bases 1 to 1542 code for a protein of 513 amino acids. The transcript is spliced from 2 exons. The record is from RefSeq and is a predicted model, not a curated record.
AUGUCAUCUUCCCGUGAAGGGCUCAAUCCUCUGCGUCCUUAUUACUUCCCCCCCUCCAUGGGCCUGGAGACCGCCAACGCCACUUCAUCCCCCCCAGAUGCGUCAUCGGCCCAUGUUUUUGGAAGCUCUGCCCGCGACUUGCUGUCCGACUUGGACUACUCGGACUAUUUGGAGAACUCCCCCUCGGUAUCCAGCUGGAUUAAAGAUGCCUUGGACCGUGCACUUUGGAAAUAUACCAGUCUCUUAACUGCACAACCGUUUGACGUCGCGAAAACCAUUCUACAGGCCUAUGUCGUGCCGGACAGCCAGGAUGGGCAAUGGCUUAUGGAUGGCCAUCGGAGGCAAAGUUCGGGGGCUCGGGGCGAUCCCUAUGAUGAAGAGGAAGAGGAUGAAGAAGAAGAAGAAGAACAAGAGGGAGUUGAUGCGUUAUCCUCGGAUGAUGAGAGCAGUUACUUCACGUCGACAGCCCCUGCCGCCUCAUCGCCCUCAAACUCACGAUCUCGAAAAUCUCGACGCCAUAUCACUGAUCGAAUGGGUUACAUUCAGCCCUCAACCCCGUCGUCCCGGAACGCUUUGAGAAUCAAAAAUCCAAGCUCCCUGAUGGAUGUACUUUCUCAGUUGUGGACUACCAGCGGACCAACAUCCCCAUGGAAAGCAACCAAUGCCACAUUCAUUUACUCCCUACUCCUCCCGACCUUGAAUACAUUCAUUCGCAGUCUCCUGUCAGCCAUUGUGGGACUACCAGAGGAUGAUAUCUCGUCCUCUAUGACAGCGGACAUUCUGACUUCGACCUCUCCAAUUGCUACCUUGGUGCUGUCAUUCAUCUCUACAUCCUUGUCUGCAUUGAUCCUCUCCCCGAUUGAUACAGCCCGCACACUCCUCAUUCUCACGCCCGUCACCCAUGGACCCCGCUCCCUUAUACGUGCCAUUCGACAAAUCCCAACUCCCAACUGCACGGUGCCCGCUCAUCUAGUCCCAAUUACGAUCCUCCAUUCGAGUUUGCCGAACUUCAUAACGACCACCACCCCGCUCUUCCUGAAAUCAUACCUCUCCCUUGACCCCGUCCUCAAUCCGUCCAUGUGGAACUUGUUUACUUUUAUGGGGUCCGGCUUGGAACUGGCAAUCCGGUUCCCUCUGGAAACUGUGCUGCGUCGCGCGCAGAUCGCUACCUUCACGUCCCCAAGCCUCCGCCAACAGCCUACUAGUAGGCUAGCCUCUGCAAAGCCCUCAGAGGCUGUUCCUGAAGCCCCAGAGGUCGACACCAUCGUCCCGACACCCCGUACAUAUAGGGGUAUUGUCGGAACGAUGUGGGGUAUUGUCUACGAGGAGGGUGUUCAGCCGAAUCCAGAGGCUGAGAGGGCGCAGGCCUUAUUCAACAAGCCCAUUGCGUUGAGGAAACGGCAAGGCCAGGGAAUCCAUGGCCUCUAUCGCGGCUGGCGAAUUGGUAUGUGGGGAAUUGCCGGUAUCUGGGGCGCCAGCUUUCUUGGAAGCACCGGUGCUGUCGGGGAGGAUGGAGUGAUGCCUAGUGGAGGCCGCUUUUGA